Messenger RNA from Diorhabda carinulata, 1715 nucleotides. RefSeq lists its product as uncharacterized. NCBI's taxonomy places the organism in Eukaryota, Metazoa, Arthropoda, Insecta, Coleoptera, Chrysomelidae. The transcript has 3 exons. The record is from RefSeq and is a predicted model, not a curated record. Bases 350 to 1705 code for a protein of 451 amino acids.
GUGUAAUUCAAAUGUAGUGUCAAUUUUCAGCUGACGUGUUAUGAUAACAGAUUUUGUGGUUAUGGUACCUUAAUUGCCAAACCCCCAUGAGAUGUGCGACAUAUACAAAAACAUUUGUUGACGCAUUUAAAGUCUGAUACUUCCAUUGACGGAACUAGUAUAGUGCAUGAGACAUAAAAUCGAUUCUUCUAUAUAAAUUUGGAGGGUGACUGUUUUUAGUAGUUUGACUCACUUUUUAGUAGUUUUUUUCCUAUACCUCGAUAUAUUAACGUAAACUUGUCAAAUAAGUGUCAGUCAGUAUAGUCACGAUGACUUUUGAAGUGUAAAAAUUUUUAGCGAUGUAUCAAAUAUGCAGGAAAACUUUUGUUUAAUUUCUUCGUACAGCAGAUCGCCUACAUAUCGUCACUGUUCCAUGAAUACAAAGAAAAAUAAACAUUUUUCAACUCAAACGAGUUCAGAAUUACCAUAUCAAAGCAAUGUUAGUUUGGACGAAGAAAAUGUGUUAACGUACAAGUCAGCAAUAAACUACAUCAACAAAUAUCACGAGCUUAUGAACAAUAUUUUAAGUGAAACCCGGGCCAAGUGUGACAUAGAAGAUUUUAAAUUCAAAUUUCCCGAAAUACCUAAUUACGCCAACUUACUUCCCUGCAUUGUCCGCUGGAUGUGUCCUGUAAAAGAUAAUUUGAUUCAAGAAACGAAAAAAUCCUAUUCCGUUAUAGAUAUCUUGCCGGAAUUGAAAUUGUUAUCGCGAAAGUUUUCCAGUGAACUGAAUAUGAUUGAUUAUGAGGCGGAACUCACUAAAUUGCUCCAAAAUAAAAGCACCAAUUCAGUUGUACGAAAUGUUUCUCCAAAAUAUAAAAUUUCUAGUAAAUCAGAAAAAUUCCAAACAUGCCGUCUUUCAGUCGAAGCUGAUAAAAAUUUGGAAGCUAAAACAAAAACUUUUAACAUAUUUAGUAAAAAUCGAACAAUCAGCGUUGACACACAAGUGUCCAGAAAAAAGGUGAAGUUGGUAAAAUCGUGUUUUAAUAUAGUCAAUAUUGCGCCAUACAGAAAUUUGAUGAAUUAUUUACAAACUAAUAAUGUUAACAAAAGUUACAUUUUUAACGAAGAAAAAGUUCACGAUAAAAAUAUUAUACCGAUCGACGACUCUGUUAAUGUGAAACCAACAACUCUCAAAAGAGUUAAAAAAAUGUUUGAUGUGAUUUCCAAAGAAGGAAAUAAUAUAAAAUCAGUAUCAAGUAAAGCAACUUCAAUCACAAAUAGGUCGGUUACGUAUGAAGAAACUUCAGAUACGGACAGCGUUAUUUUUGAUGAUGAACAAUUUGAACAAAUGCAUCAAAAUUCAAAAAGCAAACAAAUUAAAGGUCACGAAGAAAGGCAGGUGAACACGAACCCUUUUCAGUUGAAUAGUAAAGAACUCACGCACGUAAAUGGAGAAACUCUCAGUGCGAUUGGUCUAUUUACUGAUAGAGGAGACAUCAGACCAGACAUAAUGAAUAUUCUAAAAACGAAGAAAGAGCAGAAAUCGACAGAUAUGAGAAAUAAACAAUUCAGAACGAAGCGACAAUGGGACUUCCAGAUACAUUUGAAUCCAAGAAAUGAUUUUGGUGAUAGUGUAGCUUCGGUAUCUAGUGAUGUUUUAAGUUAUCCUUCAGAUUUAAAGUUGCACAUUGAUAAUGUUAAUAGUCAAUAUAGAGUUCUUUAGUGACGUCAAA